GGAGUGGCCACCCAGCCCUGAGCCCGUCGUGAGGGGUCAGAGAUGGCGCUGACCCCUGAGUCCCCGAGCAGCUUCCCUGGGCUGGCUGCCACCCGCAGCUCUGUGCCGGAGCCACCUGGCGGCCCCAACGCAACCCUCAACAGCUCCUGGGCCAGCCCCACGGAGCCCAGCUCCCUGGAGGACCUGGUGGCCACGGGCGCCAUUGGGACUCUGCUGUCGGCCAUGGGCGUGGUGGGCGUGGUGGGCAACGCCUACACCCUGGUGGUCACCUGCCGCUCCCUGCGCGCGGUGGCCUCCAUGUACGUCUACGUGGUCAACCUGGCGCUGGCGGACCUGCUGUACCUGCUCAGCAUCCCCUUCAUCGUGGCCACCUACGUCACCAAGGAGUGGCACUUCGGGGACGUGGGCUGCCGUGUGCUCUUCAGCCUGGACUUCCUGACCAUGCACGCCAGCAUCUUCACGCUGACCGUCAUGAGCAGCGAGCGCUACGCUGCGGUGCUGCGGCCGCUGGACACCGUGCAGCGCCCCAAGGGCUACCGCAAGCUGCUGGCGCUGGGCACAUGGCUGCUGGCGCUGCUGCUGACGCUGCCCGUGAUGCUGGCCAUGCGGCUGGUGCGCCGGGGUCCCAAGAGCCUGUGCCUGCCCGCCUGGGGCCCGCGCGCCCACCGCGCCUACCUGACGCUGCUCUUCGCCACCAGCAUCGCGGGGCCCGGGCUGCUCAUCGGGCUGCUCUACGCGCGCCUGGCCCGCGCCUACCGCCGCUCGCAGCGCGCCUCCUUCAAGCGGGCCCGGCGGCCGGGGGCGCGCACGCUGCGCCUGGUGCUGGGCAUCGUGCUGCUCUUCUGGGCCUGCUUCCUGCCCUUCUGGCUGUGGCAGCUGCUCGCCCAGUACCACGAGGCCCCGCUGGCGCCGCGGACGGCGCGCAUCGUCAACUACCUGACCACCUGCCUCACCUACGGCAACAGCUGCGCCAACCCCUUCCUCUACACGCUGCUCACCAGGAACUAUCGCGACCACCUGCGCGGCCGCGUGCGGGGCCCGGGCAGCGGGGGAGGCCGGGGGCCCGUUCCCUCCCUGCAGCUCCGCGCCCGUUUCCAGCGCUAUUCGGGCCGUUCCCUGUCUUCCUGCAGCCCACAGCCCACUGAGAGCCUCGUGCUGGCCCCAGCAGCCCCGGCCCGACCUGCGCCCGAGGGUCCCAGGGCCCCGGCGUGAGCACGCGGAGCGAUGGCUGGAGUCCAGGCGGGGACGGGCCCCAAAGCCCCAGCCACUCCCGGGAGCCCCUCCACAGAGCCCCCCCAACUCCCAAGUCAC
Messenger RNA from Nomascus leucogenys (northern white-cheeked gibbon), 1311 nucleotides. It is a transcript of the gene UTS2R, whose product is annotated as urotensin 2 receptor. Lineage: Eukaryota; Metazoa; Chordata; Mammalia; Primates; Hylobatidae. Gene Ontology annotation, cellular component: membrane. Gene Ontology annotation, molecular function: urotensin II receptor activity. Gene Ontology annotation, biological process: blood vessel diameter maintenance; regulation of blood pressure; neuropeptide signaling pathway. The record is from RefSeq and is a predicted model, not a curated record.